AUGAAGAUGAUGUUGGAGGAUAGUCAGGACCCCAUCUCUUGGGAGCUGUUUAAGAAGAAAUUCUAUGCUGAAUAUUUCCCUGAUAGUGUGAGAAAGUUUGAAAAGGGGUUGAGAGGAGAUCUCAAGCUCAUGGUGGCCCCACUCUCGAUUAAAGAAUUCCCGGCCUUGGUGGAGAAGGCACAAGUGAUGGAAAAGCUUAAGGCUGAGGUUGAAGCACAGCAGCGACCCCAACAGAAGAUGGGAGGAUCAUCAGUGUCCAUGAGCAGACAUGAGGACAGGGGGAAACCAUACUCCAGGCCUCAGCCUCAGGGGCCUAGGAGGCCUACUCACCAGCCUCAGCAGUUUCAGCCUCAUAGGGCACAGUGUUUUCUUUGUGGAGGACCCCAUAUGAAGAAUGCUUGCCCUCGGAUCUCUAGUAGGAGGACGUGUCACGGGUGUGGCAAGGAGGGUCAUUUCAUAAGGGAUUGUCCUACCAGUAGGAAUGCAUUGUCGAGACCUUCAUCACAGUCUCAGCCGCAGCAGUCUAGGGGAGGUGUGAUACCUCAAGCAGCCGGUCGGGUAUAUACUAUGACGGGUACAGAGGCGGUCAUAUCAGGUAACCUCAUCAUUGGAUCAUGUAUGAUUGCUGGUAGGAGUUUAUGCGUUUUGUAUGAUUCGGGAGCUACGCAUUCCUUCGUGUCGGAGUCUAAAGUGCUUGAGUUGGGUCUUCCGGUGAGGGAGCUCUAG
Molecule: messenger RNA, 726 nt
Organism: Vigna unguiculata (cowpea)
Lineage: Eukaryota; Viridiplantae; Streptophyta; Magnoliopsida; Fabales; Fabaceae
Molecular function (GO): zinc ion binding; nucleic acid binding
Source: RefSeq, a predicted model, not a curated record